Molecule: messenger RNA, 3219 nt
Organism: Lodderomyces pseudojiufengensis
Lineage: Eukaryota; Fungi; Ascomycota; Pichiomycetes; Serinales; Debaryomycetaceae
Exons: 1
Coding region: 1-3219 (1072 amino acids)
Molecular function (GO): metal ion binding
Source: RefSeq, a predicted model, not a curated record
AUGACGAGAUUCAGUUCACCUUUCAUAAAACAAACAUCAUUUGAAGUAGAAUAUGCACCAGCUUAUAUAACAAAAUGGAAAUCUCAAAGAACUGGGUUACAAAUAACUUAUAUCAAUCAACCUUCACCUAUAGUAAAUGGUUAUUUUGCAGUUGCAACAGAAAUAGAAAAUAAUUCUGGAUGUCCUCAUACUUUAGAACAUUUAAUAUUUAUGGGUUCAAAAAAAUAUCCAUAUAAAGGUUUAUUAGAUAGUUUAGGUAAUAGAUUAUAUUCACAAACUAAUGCAUGGACUGGAGUUGAUCAAACUGUAUAUACUUUAACAACAGCAGGUUGGGAUGGUUUUAAAACUUUAUUACCUAUAUAUUUAGAUCAUUUAUUUCAUCCUACAUUAACUGAUGAAGCACGUUUAACAGAAGUUUAUCAUGUUGAUGGAAAAGGGAAAGAAAAAGGAGUAGUAUUUAGUGAAAUGCAAGGAAUAGAAAGUCAAUCAUGGUUUGUAACUUUUAAAAAAAUGCAAGAAACUUUAUAUUCACCUAAAUCAGGUUAUUCAUCAGAAACUGGUGGAUUAAUGUCUGAAUUAAGAAAUUUAACAAAUGAUCAAAUAAAAGAAUUUCAUAAAUCAAUGUAUAGACCAGAUAAUUUAUGUGUUAUAAUAACGGGAUCAAUAGAUCAAGAUGAAUUAUUACAAAUAAUGACUGAAUUUGAUAAUGAAUUACCACCUAAAUCUAAUGAAACAAGUAGGAGGCCAUUUGUUGAUUCAAAACAUGAUGAACCACUUAAGGAAGAUAUAGUGAAAACGAUUGAAUUUCCAGAAAAAGAUGAAUCGACUGGAGAAGUUUUAAUUUCAUGGAUUGGUCCAGAGGGAAAUGAUUCAUUGAUAAAUACAGCCAUUGAUAUGAUUGGUGCUUAUUUCACAGAUGGUCCCAUAUCAUUAUUUAAUAAACAUUUAGUUGAAGUUGAAAAUCCAUUAGCUACUGAUAUAGAAUACACAACUGAUGAUUAUUAUAAAACAGCAUUAAAUUUCACAUGUAAUGGAGUUCCAACAGAUAAAUUAAAUGAAUUACAACUCAAAAUUAAAGAAUUAAUUCAAACUCAAACUAAUCCAGAUAAUAUGAAUUUAUUAUAUCUUAGACAAAUUAUAAAUCAACAAAGAUUAAAAUUUGUAUCUCAAACAGAAAAAUCAGCAUCAAGUUUUUCAAAUAUUGCAAUAUUAGAAUUUAUUUAUGGUAACCCUGAUGGUAGUGAUUUAUUAAAAUGGACUAAAGAUUUAAAAGAAUAUGAUGAAUUAUUAACAUGGACUUCGGAGCAAUGGAGUUCAUUAAUUAGGAAAUAUUUUAUUGAUAAUAAAUCUGCAACAAUUUUAGGUAAACCUUCAUCUAAAUUAAAUGAAUUUUUAAAAAAGGAAAAUAAAAAAUUCAAUAAACAAAUUAAACAAAAUUUAGGAGAAAAUGGAUUAAAUAAAUUAAAAAAUCAAUUAAUUGAAGCUCAAAAUUUUAAUGAUAGACCAAUACCAGAAGAAUUAUUGACUCAAUUUAUAAAACCUGAUCCUCUGAAAAUUUCAUUUAUAAAGACAAAAUCUUAUAAAGCAGGUAAAACAAAGGGAAUAGUAGAUAAAUCAACUAAUCAAUAUAUUGAAAAUGAUGAAUUUAGUGAAGUACUAGUGAAGGAUACACCUCCCAAUUUCCCAAUGUUUAUACAUUUUGAAAGUUUUAAAUCUCAAUUUUCAACUAUUCAAUUAGUUAUGUCAUCAACAAAAAUAAGACCUGAAUUAUUAAAAUAUAUGUCAAUAAUUGAAGAAAUUUUUUCAAUGUCUUUAAAAUUACCAAAUGGUAAAUACAUAUCUUAUGAACAAGUUAUAUCAGAUUUAAAUAGAGAUUUAUUGGAAUUUCAAUUAGAUAAUGGUUAUGAUUAUCAAUUUUUAGAAUUAAUUAGUAUAACAGUUAAAUUUGAAAAUCAAAAUUAUAAAAAGGCAAUUGAUUGGUUAUACAAGAUUAUAAAUUUUAUUGAAUUUGAAGAAUCAAGAAUUAAAAUUAUUAUUGAAAAAUUAUUAAAUUCAUUACCUGAUAAAAAAAGAAAUGGAGAAUUAAUGAUGUAUUCUUGUCAAUAUAGAAAAUUAUUUAAUAAUAAAUCAUUAAGAAAAGAACAAGAUUCAAUAAAUACUGAACUGUUUUAUAGAGAACUUUUAGAUAAAAUAAACAAUGGUGAAUUUUCACAAAUUAAAUCAGAUUUAGAAGAAAUUAAAACAAAUCUAUUUAAAUUAGAUAAUAUUAAAAUUAUUAUAUUAGGUAAUGCACCAGCUUUAGAAAAUCCAAUAAGUUCAUGGAAUCAAUUUAUAACUCCAAUAACUAAUCAAGAGCUAAAUAUUCAACCAUUUGCAAAUUUACCAAGAUCUUUUCAAUUUAAAUCUGAACAAGGUUUAAAAUGUAAUCAUGAAGCAUAUUUAAUAAAUAUUCCAGCAACUGAAUCAACUCAUUUGAUUUCUAUAACUUCAAUACCAACAGAUUAUUUAAAUGAUGAUAUUCCAAGAAUUUCUUUAGCUAUUGAAUUUUUAUGUGCUGUGGAGGGACCAUUUUGGAGAGCUAUAAGAGGUACAGGAUUAUCAUAUGGUGUUAAUAUAAAAAAAAAUUUAGAAACUGGAUUUUUAACAUUUUCAAUAUAUAGAGGAUCAGAUGCAAAACAAGCAUGGAUUGAAGCUGAAAAAAUUAUAAAAUCCUUUGUGGAUGAAACUAAUAAAAUAGAUUCAAUAGCUUUAGAAAGUUGUAUAGCAACUAUUAUAAAUGAAAUUGCAAAUAAUCAAGAAUCAAAUUAUGAAUCAGCUACAAGUAAAAUAAGUGAUAAUUUAUUUAAAUUAAGAGGUCCAAAUUUUAUUGAAAAUUACCUAAGACAAUUAAAUCAAUUAACGGCUGCUGAUAUUGUGUAUAUCUUGAAGAAAUAUUUUUUAAAUUUAUUUGAUUCUUCAAAAUCUGUUGUUUUCACAAGUUUACCAACUGAAAAAAUUGAAGAAAUUGGAGAAUUUUUUAAUGGGAAAGGUUAUAAUAUUAAUAUUGAAGAAAUUCAAGGAAUUGAAAAUAAUAAUGAAGAUGGAGAUGAAAAUGAAGGAAUGAGUGAGUCUGAAGAAGAAGAUGAUGAUGAUGAUGAGACUGGAAGUGAAGAAGAGUCAGAAACUGAUGAUUCAGAAGAUGAAGAAAAUGAAAAUGAAAUUAGAAAUGGAAGAUCAUAA